This is a messenger RNA of Ruditapes philippinarum (Manila clam), 5126 nucleotides long. RefSeq lists its product as uncharacterized. The coding region runs from base 795 to 2894 and encodes 699 amino acids. The record is from RefSeq and is a predicted model, not a curated record. Lineage: Eukaryota; Metazoa; Mollusca; Bivalvia; Venerida; Veneridae. The transcript is spliced from 2 exons. Gene Ontology annotation, molecular function: protein binding.
ACACACUUCGAUUCACCACAAAAUUGAUGAAGAUACAGUUUGUAGAUUGUUUUUUGAAAUACUGCUAUCUCUAUAGAUACACUGCUCUAUACUGCAUAUUUAAAAACAGUUUUAAAUGACAACUUACAGUCAAGAGAAUAUGGUAAAAUGUGAUCUUAUUGAAAGUCAAGUCGAAAAAGAAUGUCAGAAACUUGCCCAAAAAGUAGCUCUUUGGAGAAUAUUACAUAUACUAGUGAAAGAGUAAGGCCAUAAUUAAAUAAUAACUUUAAACUCUUUUGAGACAAAAAUGUAAUUCCAUGUAUGCAACUUAAAGAACACGGAAUCUUUAAUAUUGCAAGAUGUUUUGACUUUGUCAUUCUUCUUUUUUUAUAAUAAAAGUGUCAGAAACGAUCAAAAGUUUACAAAUUCUGACAGUAUAGGUUCAUCUGUAUUCCUGAUAAAAUGUCUCGAAAGGGGGUUGUUUAUUUAGCAAAGUAAAUAAAUCUGUUAAUGCCACAAAUUCCUUGGGUGACAGCAAUAAAGAUAUAAAGUGGUCCAUAAUGUCUUAACAUGAACAUGGUAUAGACAUGUGAAAUAAAUGGAAUUAUAGUAUCAACCUUUGACACCUUAUGUUUUGUUCCGUUUCAUAAAUACGUUGCUUGUGUCACGUACAAAAUUAUCAAACUUUCCAAUUUUCGUUUUUAAUCUUCAAAGUUACACAAGUACAAUUUUCAUUAAUCCAUGUAUUUUUACCCAUCAAGGACAAUUUCAUUAAUCUAUGUAUUUUUACCCUGCACGGACAAAAACACAAAAGAAUGUCGAGGAUACCAGAUUACGCUCAUAAUUUAUCACUUAAAAUGUCUCAAGUGAUGGAUAGGAUUGGUGUAAACGAGAAGAUAGUGAUGAAAAGAAGGAGGUCAAUGCUACUGAAUGAAUCACUAUUUACGUUAGGUCAACAGCUACGCGGUAAAGAUAUAAAUGUGUUCAACUUUGGUAGUCAAAUAGAAGGUACAACAACUCCAGGAUUACAGUCUGACGCAGAUAGUCUUAUAUCUAUAAACAAAUUUAAUGUGAUACAAGACUGGAGUGAAUGGGAAUAUGGUAAGCGUAAUUUGUUGAUGAUACAAGAUGAAAAUGUCUCUCCAGGAUAUUGUGGUUUACAAAUAUUAAGAGAUGAUGCUCCACUACCACGCGUAGUUGAAACUAAUGACCACUCAUAUAGAGACAGAACGGGAAGAAUAUUGUUAAAAAAUACAUGCUUUAAUGAUUUACAUAAUGAAGUGGUAAGAAACGGCCCAGCUCAUUCUGUUCAAGACGCUCCUGGGGUCAAUGAUAAUGAUUUUGUUCCUGCCUUUCCCUCUCGGUUAUACCCAGUUCAAGCAAGUCAUUGGUUAUGUCAACAUAGAGAGGAGAAUUGGCCUACAAAUGAUAUGAUACAGUACUGUAGUAACACACGAUGUUUUGUUGUUGGCGUUGGGAAAACAGGAAGUGUAAAUGAAAUACUUGAAUGGAGAAUAUCUACAUCAUUUGCAGAGAGAUUUAUAAUGUUUAAUCUUAACAUAACACAAAUUAGAUGUUAUGUUUUGAUGAAAAUGAUUCUGAAAACAUUUAUAAGUUCUCAAAGAUUCCCCGACAGAAUUUCAAGUUUUAUAUGUAAAACAAUUUUGUUACAUUGUAUUUCAUUUACAAGAUCUGAUGCAUGGAAUGAAAAUACCCUUUUUAUUUGUCUAUCAUUUUGUUUAUCAACACUUUACAACUGUGUUCAAAAUGAAUACUGUCCUCAUUUCUUCAUCACACAAAAUAACUUGAUGAGCGGGCGAUUUACUCCAGAAACAAAGCAGUUAAUACUUGAAACUCUUCGUUAUGUAAUCGAAAGUAAUGGAAGGGCAUUGCUCGAAAUUGAAUGCGACAACUUUGGUUUAUUUCUUCAGUCAAGUUUAAACGGUAUUAACAUAAUAGAUGCACAUUGUGUACCAAAACUGAUUGCCGGACGGUUACUCAAAGAUACAGCCCAUGCUAAAAGCGUGAACUUCCAAUGUCUGUUACGUGAUAUGUACAAUUUAUCACAAAUACUUACAAUUCAAAAACUUUUAACAUUUAUGUCAAAUCACCACAAUGAGAAUUUCUCAAACAUAGAUAGAAAAGCUUACUGUUUGUUAACACGAUAUUUAUGUUGUACAAUUGGAUCUGUUCUAGCAUCUUUAAACAUUAACCAACAACACCAUUUAACAUACAAGAAGGCACUUGAAUUCAUGUCAUUAGGACUUGACACCGAUGUAGCAUCUGGUAAACUGAAACUAGCUUCUGUUAUUUAUUGUUGUGGAGAUAUUGAGAGGACUGAACUUAUCCUGAAAAAUAUUGAGGAGUGUUAUGAUCUAAGUGUUGUUGAACCAGUGUGUGGGUGUUACGAUUCCAAACAAUAUGCAAGAAGAGAAAUAUUCAACAGAUUAUGUUAUGAAUCAAAUGAAGAAUGGGCACUGCUUAAACAAAUAACAGCAUCAUGUGUCCGUUAUAUACGAUGUGAAAUAAACACUUGUCCAUUCGAACUUCAACAUGAAAUGUUUAGAUCAACACAGGAAGAUCUUGCUUACAGAAGAGUAGAUGAUUAUUGGAUGGAUUUCGCUGCUGUUGAUUCUCUCCCUUUCCUCUAUUUCUUGCAGUACAAGACAUAUUCCCGUCUAGGAAGACAAGAUGAUAAACAGAGGGCUCUCUCUAACAUUGCCAGAACCAUUGAUGUUGAACCAAAUCUCGGACAUAGGGAAACAGCACUCAAUCUUCUAGGACAGUGUAUGGAAGAAGAGAAUAAUGUAGAAAAUGCUUUUAAAUAUUAUGCGCGUUCCCUUCAGAUUAGAGGACGAAAUAAUUCGGCAAAAAUCCAUAUUUGUAAGCUGUUAAACAAAUUGAUCAAUAACUAGUUAUAACUUAUUUUGGAACAAGAAUACCGCAAGGCAGAUACUUCGAAAUGCUUCCUUAUGUUCUUAAAGAUACAAAGUAGACCAAUUCCGCAAAGUGUCAUAUAUUUAGACUGUUAGCAUCCGUUUAUAAUUAGAACCAAAAGUUAUAUGUUUAAGGUAUUAGCACCCUUAUGCAUUACCUCCGCUUUGAAGAGUAUUCAAAAAGGCUAGAGCUACUGUUAACUACAUUGAAAAUGAGGGUCAUGGGUUCAAUCCCCAGAAGGGUCAACUUUUUUUUCUUUCUUUUUUCUUUUAACAUUAUUUAUGUAUCUCUCAUGUCCCAUUUGGAAAGAAAAAAGUGUUUAAUUUUGAUUUUUUAAUUGAUAUAUGUAUUUAUUGGCUAAAUUAUGCUAAAUCUAGUAAUAAAUAUGGUACCUGAUAUUUUCAAAGUGUAAUAUAAUCAAAACUAGACGGUAAAAGUAUUUCAUAUUUUACAAGAUCAACCAAUAUACAUUUUUAAAAAUUUAGGGAAACUUUGAAAACAGGCACUAAUUUGGGUAAAUUUUAAGAAUUUUUUAAAUUAGGCUCCCUAAGUAGAAAAAUUGUCAGACAUGUGGUAAAAAAUGGGUGGGGUAGGGUAUACAGAUUUCAUAAAUAAAAGAUUUUAAGUUAAAAUUUUAAGUAGAAACCAUAAUUUUUAAAAAGGGCCCUCAUAACAUCCUAGCUUGCGUUCAGAAAAGGGGCCAUAACUUGAUUUCCGUACGGUAAACUUUGUUUAAAUUUUGCAUACAGGUGUACUUUAAGGUAUACAUCUGACCUAUGAUGUCAAUAUUUUUAGUCCUUGAUAGUGCCCAUUAGGGUCCUAAUACCUUAAGGGCAAACAAAGCUUACCUUCGUAACAACAGCGUAUGUAUGGUUACGAUAAACUAUUCAUAUACAAGCAAUAUGCUUUGAUUGUCAUAAAAAGACUUUACAUACAGAAGGGAAGAAGCCUUUUGGAUGUAAAUGGCCGUUGUGAAUUAGUUAAUUUUAUUUUCUGCAAAACAAGAUAUCGUGGGAUAAAAUAGGAAAUAUAACAAUAAACAGAGAAAUAAUAAUACUUUGAUAGACAUCGAGGACAUAUGACAUAAGCAUUGAACCUUCGUGUACAGUGUGUAUUAUGCAUUGACAUUUUAAUACUCGCAAUGUUUGCCCAUUAACUAUCUGAUAUUAGUCACUUUUCUAUGGUUUUUCUAUUAUCAUUUUAAAUUUAAAUAAGCUUUCAGUGUUUUAUUAUGCAACACAAGAGUGCUUUAUUAAUGGUGGGGUGUUUUGCCAAUAAUCUGUCAAUUCAAAAGUCCAUUUAGAUAAAUAACAAACCAUUACAUUGUUGCAUAAAUAUCAUGAGUAAAUAAAUAAUAUUAGAUGAAUAUAUUCACUUUUUCAAGUAACGCACUGGCAUUGUAACGGAUUUCUUACAAAGAAGACAGCGAAAUUUUACACAUAAUAGAUGGUUACUAAUAUUCUGACCAACGAAGGAUUUAGGACAAACCAAUUUGAAAUAUGUAGCUUUAAGUAGUGUCAGGCACUGGGGAACGAGAAAUAUAAGUAAUAAAUGUUAUUUACCAAUUAUUGUCAGUAUUUGUAUUUGUGUCAGAUGUUAAUUAUGAAAUCAUAUAAAAUUGCUAGUUUACCUUUGUAUUAUCUGUGUUUUACAAACAGUUCAAUCUAAUUAUUUUCAAUAUUGACAUUGUUAAGCUCCAGUUUGUUGACAAUAUUUUAACAUUGUGUCAUAAUAUAAGUGUACAUACUUUUUUCAACUUAUUUCCUGUUUGAUAAUUUAUCAGCACUGAAAAUAUAAUGUAUUUUAAAUAAAAGGAACACAACGUGUACUGUUCUAUCAAGUAUUCUGUAUUCCAAAUUGAUCUGUUACUGAUUUUCUGUGUGAGUCUAUUAAAAAAGUCAGUUAUCCACAAUUAAGAGUUGUUGUAUAAUUUAUGCAAGUACUCCAGAGUUAUAAUGUUUAAAAUUAUUUGUGUGGCUCUAUGAUAAAGUAUUUUGUCCAAACAUGCUUUAGAUUUUCACAAUUUUAUCAUUUAUUUCAUUACUUGUGGAUAAAAGUUUUGAUAUUUCAGAUACAUCAUAAAAGUGAAGGGGAGGGCCGACCGCUAAUGUUGUAAGAACUUGGGCCCAACCCGUUUGCUUUUGCUGUUUAGAAUACAUAUGAAAUUUGUAUCUGUAUUGUAUAUACAUGUAUAUAGCAAUAAAAUAUGA